Pongo pygmaeus (Bornean orangutan) is the source of this 1611-nucleotide messenger RNA. RefSeq names its product UDP-GlcNAc:betaGal beta-1,3-N-acetylglucosaminyltransferase 8 (gene B3GNT8). Lineage: Eukaryota; Metazoa; Chordata; Mammalia; Primates; Hominidae. Gene Ontology annotation, biological process: poly-N-acetyllactosamine biosynthetic process; protein O-linked glycosylation. Gene Ontology annotation, cellular component: Golgi membrane. Gene Ontology annotation, molecular function: protein N-acetylglucosaminyltransferase activity. The record is from RefSeq and is a predicted model, not a curated record. Bases 181 to 1374 code for a protein of 397 amino acids. The transcript is spliced from 2 exons.
CUCCCCUCCCCGCCCCUCUGGACUGGCUGGGCAGGGCUGGGCCCUGCCGGUCGACAACACAGGGGCUGGGGCAGGCAGAUCAGAGGGAGCUGAGGGAGAGGCCUGACCUGAGGCCGGCACCCGGAGCUGGUGGGAGCCAGACCCAGAGCUCCCGCAGCCGCCCCUUCCCUGGGCCGGGUCAUGCGCUGCCCCAAGUGCCUUCUCUGCCUGUCAGCACUGCUCACACUCCUGGGCCUCAAAGUGUACAUCGAGUGGACAUCCGAGUCCCGGCUCAGCAAGGCCUACCCCAGCCCUCGGGGCACCCCGCCAGGCCCCACGCCAGCCAACCUUGAGCCCACCCUACCUGCCAACCUCUCCACCCGCCUGGGCCAGACUGUCCCGCUGCCCUUCGCUUACUGGAACCAGCAGCAGUGGCGGCUGGGGUCCCUGCCCAGUGGGGACAGCACUGAAACGGGGGGCUGCCAGGCUUGGGGGGCCGCCGCCGCCACCGAGAUCCCUGACUUCGCCUCCUACCCCAAGGACCUCCACCGCUUCCUGCUGUCGGCAGCCUGCCGGAGCUUCCCACAGUGGCUGCCUGGAGGUGGUGGCGGCCAAGUCUCCAGCUGCUCAGAUAUUGAUGUCCCCUACCUGCUGUUGGCCGUCAAGUCAGAACCAGGGCGCUUUGCAGAACGACAGGCCGUGAGGGAGACGUGGGGCAGUCCAGCUCCAGGGAUCCGGCUGCUCUUCCUGCUAGGGUCUCCGGUGGGUGAGGCGGGGCCUGACCUAGACUCACUAGUGGCCUGGGAGAGCCGUCGCUACAGUGACCUGCUGCUCUGGGACUUCCUCGACGUCCCAUUCAACCAGACACUCAAAGACCUGCUGCUGCUGGCCUGGCUGGGCCGCCACUGCCCCACCGUGAGUUUUGUCUUGCAAGCUCAGGACGAUGCCUUUGUGCACACCCCUGCCCUGCUGGCUCACCUGCGGGCCCUGCCACCUGCCUCGGCCCAAAGCCUCUACCUGGGUGAGGUCUUUACCCAGGCCAUGCCUCUCCGGAAGCCAGGAGGACCCUUCUACGUGCCCGAGUCCUUCUUCGAAGGUGGCUACCCAGCCUAUGCAAGUGGGGGUGGCUACGUCAUUGCCGGGCACCUGGCACCCUGGCUGCUGCGGGCAGCAGCCCGUGUGGCACCCUUCCCGUUUGAGGACGUCUACACUGGCCUUUGCAUCCAAGCCCUGGGCCUGGUGCCCCAGGCCCACCCAGGCUUCCUCACAGCCUGGCCAGCAGACCGCACUGCGGACCACUGCGCUUUCCGCAACCUGCUGCUGGUACGGCCCCUGGGCCCCCAGGCCAGCAUUCGGCUCUGGAAACAACUGCAAGACCCAAGGCUCCAAUGCUGACUCUCGGUGGGGAGGGUGGAGGUGCUGACCUGGCCCGGGCCCUGGCCUGGGCCUCUGGGGCCUGCCCCUGGCUCAGCCCUUCCUUCCAGGUCUUGAUGGGAGGGAGGAGGGCCCAGAAGCUGGACAACUUAAGCCACUCCUUGGCCUCCCCAGCCAGGGGCCUGGGCAGGAAAGAUGGGGUGGUGGACUGUUUUUGCCUACUUUUUGAUUUUGAAAAACAUGCACUCCCCACUCUGA